Molecule: messenger RNA, 2607 nt
Organism: Atta colombica
Lineage: Eukaryota; Metazoa; Arthropoda; Insecta; Hymenoptera; Formicidae
Exons: 14
Source: RefSeq, a predicted model, not a curated record
AUGGAUUUGUUGUUCGAUUGGAGUAUGAAGGAUAUAAAUCUUAUUCUGCCGUACGUGAAGAAACGAUUAAUGUCAGGAAACGCGCAGAACUGGAUUUCGGAGAAGCUAUUGAAUUUUCUGAUACAGACGGAGGAAUCUGAAAGAGGUAUUGUUGUGGGAAAGCUUGUUAAAUUCGACGUGAUAUCUACAAUAUGCGAGGUCGUGCAAACAUCGGAUGAAAAUUUCAUCAAAGUUGUUCUCGAAAUCUUCGAGAUUGUAAGCGCUCACAAAGAGUUCUAUGAAAAUCAAGCGGCCAUAAUUACUAUGCAGACAAUGCUAAGACUUAGUUACUGCGUAAAUAAAUCACUCAAAGACUCAACGCUGUUCGAGAAACUUGUAGGGGGCAUGUCUGAUAUACUUGUUAGAUCGCUAAAGUUAGAUGUGAGUUUCGACACGGAUUGCAUUCUGCAGCAAAUUGUAUUUUUCGUGAAAAAUCUGGAUAUCAAAGAAUUGAAAAAGAACAAGCUGAAAUUUAUUACUAUCACGAUGUUUAAUGUCAUUCUGCAGAAACAAGCAGUCUUCGAUAAAAAUAUCGAUGCGGAAAUGAUCAUCGACGUUUGUCACGAUAUAUUAGAGUCAAUGACAAAGAUUGUCAAAUGUGACGAUGAUAAUGACACGAUUUCAUUCGCCAUUGAUUCAUUAUGCAGUACCUGCGCCAGCAGUGCUCGAUUCUGCCUCAUGCAAGAUUCGAGAGAAAAUAAUAAGACCGAACUUAAGAUUUACGAAAAGAAAAAUGAUUUGGAAAUUUCCGUGUACCAUACGGUGAUGGACAUAAUUAUACCAUACGUUAAAGAUAAAGACUUGUCUUCUCUAGACUUGAUCGGAUUUUAUAGAAGUCUCGUCUUUUGUCUAAACAAUUUGUAUCAGCUAAAAAAUUGCAAUAAGGACAAUUUGUCCAAUCAUUUGACUGCCAAUGGAUAUCUGAAACGCUUGUUAUAUUUAACUGUGCAGUUUCCAGAGAAUUUACGAAGAAGCACCUGUAUAUUACUGUCACGGAUCCUGAGUAUUCUCGGUAAAAUGGCAUUCCCCAUAAAAACGACGAAGUUUGCGAAUAUAUUGAAUCAAGGUCUCGUUGAAUUACCAAAAGAUUCAACAAAAUGGAACGAUGCAGUAGCGUGCAAAAAAAACGGAUCGGUCCUGAUAAUUCUGCUAUAUUAUCAUUAUCUUGGCACAAGAGAAAGCGACGUGAUAUCUUUAAAAUCUUUAAUUACUAGAAUCAUGCUACUUCCAAAAUCUACACCGAUCUCAAUUUUGAUUUUAAAACCUUUAUGGUUGCUAUUUGCUGUAACGUCUCUAUCUCAUCCACGUCCUAAUUUAGUAUAUCAUUACGAAAACGCAGUUGUUCAGAUGAUGAGCAUCUUGCAACGUUCAGAAAUCAGUGAAUUUUAUACUCAUCAUGUCGAUCUUUUACAUUACUGUCUUACAUGUCCGAACAUUUCACAAAACUUGCUGUAUCGAGUUUUAAAUUUAUGGCUGAUAGAGUCUGAUGGAGAUAUCAAGCCGUUAUCAUUUAAUUAUGACAAAGUUGCUGAAUAUCUAUUGGAUAUGAUACAUAGCAAUUUUUCUAACAGUUUUGUCAAUAUUGCUCUGAAAGGACUUUGCCAUUUAAUACAAAUCAUCAAAAACGACAAACAGCGCAUAGACAAUCUCGCGAAUACAGUGUGGCAAACAUUACCUGAUAUUUUUUCAUCGUAUCAACCAGAUACUGUCACACAUAUAGAAACAGCUCUGGAGUUAGCUAAUAUUAUCCGACCAUCCAUGAUACCAUUACCUUUCAUAAUACGUAGCGCCGAUAAUAUAGCCAAUAUUAUACUUAACAAAAAUACGAACUAUUCUAAUAUAAAAUUCAUGACUUUAGUUUUAAUGCAAGCGUACAUCUUGUUAGAAGUCGCUAUGACGCGCAAUUCAUUUGAAGUACUUAAAACGUACAUGACAAAUUUUCGGCUAUUAAAAUGGUUAUACGUUCAUGGAUUUUCAAAAGAAAGAUCAGAUUUAUCCACUGCUAGUAUAAAACUGUUUACGUUUAUUAUUCAUUGUCAAAAGAAAUCAUCACUAAAGUGCAAAAUGUCAUUAACGAUCAAAGUAAAUCAUUUAUGUAACAUGUUGUUAUACGCAAAAGAAUUACCAUAUUGUAUAGCGAACGAGAUGCAAUUUAUGUGCGAACUUUUAACAUCAAAUGAUGGCUCGGCCGUCAUUUUGCAAAACAUCGUAACUGAAAGUAAUUAUAUAUACUUGGUUGAAAUUUAUGAAAUUCUUCAUCUCAUUCAUGCAGAGGUAGAUCCAAUAUCGCAAGAUAUGGUAUAUCGAAGUUUAAUUACUCUAUUAAAUUUUUGUAAUACUAAAGCAAUUAAGUUAAUGCCUUAUCUUAGCACUAUAAUGAGUACUUAUAGUCUCAUCAAGAGCGUUGAUGUACAACGUCCAUCGUGUCACUUCGACGAAUUCAUCGUUCCUUGGCUUUAUUAUCACAAGAAAUAUGAUGAAUAUUAUGUACCAUGGAAUCCUGAAGCGCUAUUUAAGACACCCUUUGAUGAAACUUUAGAUAAGCUUAAAGAAUAUUUAAUAGUCCUU